Messenger RNA from Wyeomyia smithii (pitcher-plant mosquito), 2817 nucleotides. Its product is annotated as GDP-D-glucose phosphorylase 1. The record is from RefSeq and is a predicted model, not a curated record. The transcript has 4 exons. Gene Ontology annotation, biological process: glucose metabolic process. Gene Ontology annotation, molecular function: GDP-D-glucose phosphorylase activity. The coding region runs from base 1589 to 2551 and encodes 320 amino acids. NCBI's taxonomy places the organism in Eukaryota, Metazoa, Arthropoda, Insecta, Diptera, Culicidae. Gene Ontology annotation, cellular component: cytoplasm.
CGAGACGUACGUCGCCGUUUGGCUUAUCCUUAUUCCUUAGUUUUUAAGUGGCCGAAAUAUGGUGAAGAAAACCAUCACAAUCAGAAAUAAAACCAUUUAUUGUUGGCAAGAACUUCCUCCAGAAAACAAAUAAUUCAACACUGCUUGGGAAAUAUUAAACCAAACAGAGUGUGAAAACUUCCAGAGCAACUUGGUGCGAUAGUUCCUCAAUAAUUGGACCAUCCAAAGCAAACCGAGAAUGUCGCCUGGUGGAAAAUAGUUUUAGUCCAAAGUUCACUAAAACCUGCUGAACUGUCAUAAAACUGUUACCUAGGUCACAUCGCAGUCCUGCCAACUGCCGGCAGUUCAAUCAACAAUUUUAUUAAACUUCCAUCCUACGAAAAAGCGCAAGACAAGACAAGAUAAGACACUUGUCAGCAUCACUACCGGCACUGAUAAUGCUGACAGAGCAAUUUUCAUUCCACAGCUUCUGAGGUUUUUCUCUAAUAAACUUCUUCCUAAGAGAGUAGAAAGCAAGCCCCCCUUUUAAAAAAAAAACUUAUAUCGACAACUAUGCAACUCAGGAAAACUUUCCCCAGUUAGUGCGCAACUGAAUGGAAACCGAGCCACCCGAAUUGCACAGUUGGAUUAUUUUCUUCACACUUGCGAGCUGUCGGGAAUCUGCGGGGGAAAGUUGGCGCAAAAUAAUGAACAAAAUGAGCUUAAUGCAGCAACAGAAAACUACCAACAAACAGCGAAAACUAAAACCGGUGGCAUUAUGAAAAAAAACAAAAACAAGAGGAAAGCGUCAUGAGAAACAGAGCGACUAUGAAAACAAAACACAAACACAAAUUGCUCUUUAAUCACGGAAAAGUUUCCGACUUUAAUCUAUCGUAAUAAACUCUUGCUUAUUUUAACGGGCUUGGAAAGAGGUACUGGUACUUUCAGCAAGUUAACUAAACACUAAAAAGAAGCUUAACAUAGAAAGCUAAACACUGUAAGCUAAAAGUAGAAUAGUAAGAACAGGAAAAAAACUCUUAUUUGUUUGCUUACGAAGCACAAAACAGCCACAAAAAUUACACGAACGAAAAAAAAACUACCAACUAAUAUUACACAAAAGUAAACUAACCACGAGGGGGCGGCCUUCAGAUGAACACCUGGUUGUCCUCGGAGGCAUUCGAUAGGGACAGCUGGACGCGUCCCCCCGUGGAGCCAUAGCUGGUCCCAAGGGCGCUCCCGGGACGUACCGGCAGCACGGUACGCAGGCUGUCUUUCGCAGGGGUAACGGGAAACCGGGCCGGACCGGUGUAUUUGCGGGAUAGACCCAUGGUUUUUGGUCCCGGGAGGGAUUUUGGCUGCGCCGAUGUCGAACGGUUUGGACCGGAUGAUCCGCUGGAGGAGCCACUGGAGGAGGUCGGACUGAUGGCCGUUGGUUUGUUGUAGGCUUGCAGGAUCUAAACGAGGGAGAAAUAGACAUGGACAAAUUAGUGUCAGUCGCAAAAUGUAAACAGAAAGAGCAACGAGGUUUCAGUGCACCUCCCUUAUAAAACCAUCGUCGUCAGCAAAACGCGAAACAUAACCGUGCAGUAAUCAAUUGAAACAAGCUCCAAUGAUGACGUCACCAACCGUUCGGUUGGAGGACCUUCCGAAUCUCCAACAACUACUUGAAUCCCGCUGGUCAGAAUUGCACGACGGGCAACAACAAGAAAGCGUUUUUCGCUAUCAGCUGAUAAUUGAACGAGAGCGUGUGACCGAUGGGAGAGCCGGCUUUCUCCUACAGCUUAAUCGCCAACGGACGACCGAACGCCGGAAGCCGGAUAUUUUCUCCGGCCUGCGGCCGCUAUUUGAUCCCACCCGGUUUAACUUUAACAAAGUCGAUUCGCGGGAAAUACUGCUGGAGUUCACGAUCGGCAGUACGUUGGUUUCGAUUCUUAUCAACAACAGUCCUUUAACCAGGAACCAUGUUCUAAUCGUUCCUGACCUGACGCAAAAUCAGCCGCAAGUUUUGACGGCAGAUAGUCUAACCGUGGCGGUUCAGUUGAUGCUAAAACUAGCGGAUCGUAACUAUCGGAUUCUCUACAAUAGUCCGGGAGCCUUGGCGUCGGUGAAUCAUCUGCACUUGCAUUUACUGCACAUCAGCCACAAGUUAUACGUUGAGGAUGCGUGCCUGACCGAGCUCCAAAACGGCCUCUACCGGUUGGAUAACCAACCGGCUAAGGCCUAUUGUUUCGUACUGGACCCACUCUCAUCUACUGCGACGGAAUUUGCCAACCGCGUGCACCAGCUGAUACGCAUUCUCAUCUCGAACAAUCUGGCGCACAACUUCUUCCUAACAUGGAACCACAACCGGUCCAAUCUGUGUGCCUUCGUCUAUCCCCGGCUGGUGGCAUGCGAAAACAAACAGAUAGCACCGUUCAAUGUGGCCGCCUGUGAGCUGAGCGGAUUCGUCCCGCUCGGGCUGGAGUCCGAUUACGAGCGUUUGGACGAGCAACAGUUGGAAGCGUACUUCCAGCAGGCUCAGGGUGAGCAUCUGUACGCUACCGUGGAUGGGCUGGUAGCGAGAGGAAGAUGAGCAGGGAUUAACGAUUUUAUCGAGCGCGAAGCCACAGGCAGGACGAAAGAAAAAAAAACCUGGUACACGAAUGGGGGUUGAUGAAUAAAUUAUUAUUGGUGUAGGGCUUGAUAAAUGGAUUUUCACGUUCCAUUGGCCGACCGAUCCCUCUCCGGGCUCUGAUAGAGAGACUAUUGAAUAGCUGUAAUCCGAAUUUUUAUGUUUGCCAUUUAAUGCCGGUGCUGAUGAAUUGUAACCGUUAGAAUGCGAUUAAAUGAUAUACGAAA